AUGCAAAGAGGAUUUGUAGCUGGUGUUAAAUUUGCAUCUAAAUGCAGUUCAAAUUCAUUCAGAGUAGCAACUGCAGCUGCUCCAAAAAAUAGUGUACAUAAUAAUUUUAAAUCUGCUUCAUGUAAUAUAAAUUCACAACAAUCUUCAAAUAUACCAGCUUCAUUUUCAACUACAUCAUCAUCAUUAGCACCACCAAAUAGAAAUAGCAAUACAGUUAGAGGUACUUCAAUUUUAUCAAGUUUCAAGCAUAACAGUUUCCUCAUUAUAUCAGAUGGUAAUAUUUUUAACCUUUAUUUUUCAUUAAAUAAAAACCCAUAUUAA
Messenger RNA from Dictyostelium purpureum, 321 nucleotides. RefSeq lists its product as uncharacterized. The transcript has 2 exons. The coding region runs from base 1 to 321 and encodes 106 amino acids. The record is from RefSeq and is a predicted model, not a curated record. Lineage: Eukaryota; Evosea; Eumycetozoa; Dictyosteliales; Dictyosteliaceae.